Molecule: messenger RNA, 2896 nt
Organism: Pieris napi
Lineage: Eukaryota; Metazoa; Arthropoda; Insecta; Lepidoptera; Pieridae
Product: facilitated trehalose transporter Tret1-like
Exons: 7
Coding region: 62-1486 (474 amino acids)
Biological process (GO): transmembrane transport
Cellular component (GO): membrane
Molecular function (GO): transmembrane transporter activity
Source: RefSeq, a predicted model, not a curated record
GAAUGCUCAUUUAGUGAGACACGCUGGUGGUUUGUGGUCGUAUCCAAACAGUGCUGUGAAAAUGUUGAAGUACACAGUGAAAAAGUAUUGCUCGGAAGGCAGUAAAGUGCAUCAGAUUCUGGUUGCUGUUUUGAUGGUCUUGCCAGUCUUCUCAUAUGGAUCAGCGGUCGGUUGGUUGUCUCCAAUGGGACCACGACUCAUGUCAGAAGAUGGACCGGCACCGGAACCAGUACAUCCCGAUGUUAUCUCCUGGAUGGCAUCAGUACCUUACUUAGUUGGGACGCCAGGGGUGUUUCUCUUUGGGUUUAUUGUAGAUAAUUUUGGACGGAAAAAGGCGUUGAUGACCACGUCUUUGUCAAUGGCUAUCUGCUGGAGCCUCAAGCUGUACUCCACGGAAACAUGGGCGUUGAUAACUGCAAGGGCUAUUGUUGGACUUGGUGUUGCGGGUUCCUACGUGGUGACACCACUGUACAUUAAAGAAACCAGCGAAGACUCUAUCCGUGGUACUCUUGGAAGCCUCGUGGUACUAUCGCAAAAUCUGGGGAAUCUCAUCGUGUAUAUACUGGGAGAAUAUUUGUGCUACCACGCCAUUUUGUGGAUAUGCCUUGCUGUGCCGUUGAUUCAUCUGCUCGUGUUUCCCGCGAUGCCUGAGACACCGUCGUAUUUGCUGAAGACUGGGAAGGUUGAGGAGGCACGCGAUGCGUUAGCCUGGCUGCGGUGUCGUCAAGUGACAGAUGCGUCAAUUGAGAGCGAAUUGCAGUUACUCCUCAUGGAGUUGGAGCAGAGUAAAUCAGAGGGAUUUUUCAAAGCAGUCAAAACAUUGGUCUCCGACAAAUGCACAUUCCGCGCAUUUCGUAUAACCCUAAUAAUAACACUUGCGCGUGAGUUGUGCGGAUGUCUCGCCGUCUUACACUUUGCGUCAAUGAUCUUCAACGAUGCCAGUGCUGAUUGGGUGCUGACUGCGAACCAGCAGGCAGCUGUACUAGGAGCUGUUCAGCUAGUUGGCUCGUGUACUGCAUCUGGCCUGGUUGAGAAGACUGGAAGGAAGCCGCUACUAGGAACAACGUGUCUUGUAUCUGGAAUCGCACUGACCAUUCUCGGAGCAUGCUUCUGGUUCGGCAGCAGUAAUUUUGCGUGGUUGCCCAUUUGCGCCCUGUGUCUUUGCAUUUAUUGUGACGCUGCCGGCCUUCAACCGGUGCCUUUCGUUAUUAUGACUGAGAUGUUCUCUUUUCAGCAUCGUGGAACAGUGACUUCUAUAGUGAUAGCAUUCGCCUGCACACUUGUGUCAAUAGAGUUGCGGGUCUUCCAUCCGCUAGCGACAUCUGUUGGUCUGUACUUAAUAUUCUGGAUUUUCGCCGGCGUCUGUCUUGUAAGUACAGUGUACAUUUUCUGUUAUGUGCCGGAGACAAAAAUGAAGACAAUCGAAGAGAUCUAUGAAGGUUUCGGGAAGAAAAAAGAUGAGGAAGCCGCUACAACCAGAUUGUAAUGCAAGAGUCUUCAAAAUCUGUAGACCUGAAGAAACAGCAAAAAAAACACGAGCGAUGUGUUGAUAGAUAUCACAAAAUGUUAAAUUAAAUAUUUAUCUAAAUAAGAUUAGUCCUUUGAUCGGUUUUUGUACUAGAACCAGCCGCCAGGUUGUCGACUACAAUAUAACAUAGUCCAAAUUUAUGCAUUAUAAAUUGCGAUGCCUAUUAUAUCCCUUUAAACCUUUUUUACUUACUUACUUUUAAUGUAAUUUUGUUUAUAAAUUGUGUAAAGGGAUAGGUAAUAUAGGAUUUUUGGUGUCAAUAAAUAAAAUAAGGCAUCUGGUAGACAUUUCUGCGUUCUACGAUGUUCAUUGUAUGUACCAAUUAUUAUUGUAUCGCCGAGAAACACACCCAGUGUAGGGAUAUGUUAUGCGUUAAAUAGGCAUUGAAUGGCGUCUUCAGUCACAAUUAUAUAAAAUUAUGUGUGUUAUGGGUUCUCAAACCACAAUGAUUCCUGUAAAUAAGUAUUUGUAUAAUAUUUUUGUAAUAGAAUAAUUUUUAAGUUAUUGUUUAAAUUAAGUUGACAUAUUUAACUAUGACAGUAUCCGAUACUGCUAAGACUGUAAAAAUCAACAUCAUUAUAACGUAUAACAUUGUUAUUGUGUUAACAAGAACUAGGGUAGCUUAUACCCGCCAAAUGCCAUCAAAAUAAUUUACGUAAUUUUAUAAAUAAUGGCAUCUUUUAAAGUUCCAGAAUUUUCGAUAUGUGAUCUCCACAAUCGGUAUGUUUAAUAUAAGUUGUAGAACUAUUUCUUUAAGGUUCUGUUAGAUUCUAAAUUUAUGUGAUGUAUAUGUCGCAGCCAACUGGCUUAAUGAGCCGUUCAAUUAACAGCCUAGCCUUUUAACUAAACACCGCCGUUUAACUAGCGGCCUUAAAAGAUAUUUAGCCGUAGCGUUUGUAACAACAUUUAAUAAACUGGCUGGCUAAUGCUUAGGCCAUUCAUACGAUACAGAUAUAAAAGGGAUGAAACAUUUAUCAUAAAAAAAUAUUUCUUUAAAAAUUAAAUUGCUUGAGUCAAUCACAGCUAAAUUCACAUUAUUAUAGUCACUACGCUAUUCCAUUGUACUUGUUGUUUUUCAUUAAGCUUUGGAAAACAUCAUGUAAGUUGUGGUUACCGACGUCAUAUUGACAAGAGUUUCGACGUUAGUCGCUAGGUGGCAGAAAGUGGAACUAAAUUUAAAUUAACAGUCAACUUGCCUAGCCAGUAAUAAAACGUCAUCCAUCCAAGUCAUUUGCCUAGCUUUUUGAUCAACACGCUGAAUAUCGUUCAGGCCGCUAGUUAAACGGGGCUGUUUAGCUAAAAGACUACACAGUUAAAUUAAGCCAGUUGGCUGCGACGUUUACAUAAUAAAAUUGCUUAAAAUUCUGA